UCCCUUUAAGUAGCGUGACUUGACAGUCUAACUAUAAACGUAUAAUGUUACACGGCACAAUAGAACGUACACUCGAGAACAUCCUUUUUGUGAUAAACCUAAACCACGCCAGAAAAAUACACAGGCGGCCUACUUACACUCUGAAUGGACGUUUUACUAGACUCAGUGGACACCAUUUUAAGAACAUUAACAUGACAAAAGAAAAGAUGCUACUAUUUUCAAGAACUGUCUCCAUCCUGAUGUGGCUUGUCUUGCUAGAAUCUGAAGCUGAAAUUGAUGUCCUCGGACCGAAGAGUUGGGACAAGGCUGUACACGACUGCAAAACAGCAGGAAGAGAACUCUACAGCUCAGACAGGGAAGAACCCCUCAAAGAGAUUCUUACGGCUAGUUCUGGCAAACACUGGGUGGGGGCGAAGAUCAUGUACUCGCCGUGGAGAUGGACAGAAGACGGCACCACGGUGUUUACUUAUAUGGGAUAUCGAAAUAUUACAUACAAAGACAUCCACAAAAUACCUCUUAACUACGACAAUGAAGCCGUCUUGUGUUACACAAAGUGUGAAAAAACGUACAUCGGGCUGCAGGGAUCGAAAUGUUUUUGUCUUGAUUCGCCGGAAUACAAAACAGAGAACACUGCGCAGGACCGGUGCUGGGGUAACUCUCAGGAAUACUGCGGCACGGAACACGGGAUGAGUGUUUACAAAGUCGAACUUCUUCAACAAUCGUCUUUGAAAUGGAAAUUUAACGACAACGGUUUAUGCGGAUAUGUGAAAUUUCACUAUGAAACAUUCUUAUUAAUUUUUAAUGUUAAAAAAUUGAAAAUAUACGUGAGAACAAAAAACUGUCAACAACAAAAGGGAUAUAUUUGUAAAU
Gigantopelta aegis is the source of this 870-nucleotide messenger RNA. RefSeq lists its product as uncharacterized. Lineage: Eukaryota; Metazoa; Mollusca; Gastropoda; Neomphalida; Peltospiridae. The record is from RefSeq and is a predicted model, not a curated record. The annotation marks the transcript as partial. The transcript has 6 exons.